CCAGAUACGUGCAGUAUCUUCUCAUCGUCGCUCAAUCACUUCAGCAGCAUCUCCUCCUCCUCCCCUCUGUUCCCGGCUUCCCGCAGAUUUCCUCAGCCUGCGAAAAUGGCGAGCGGCGGCGGAGGCAAAGUCUCUUUCAAAGUCACUCUCACCUCCGAUCCAAAGCUUCCUUUCAAAGUGUUUAGCGUGCCAGAAGCAGCUCCGUUCACCGCCGUCUUGAAAUUCGCAGCAGAGGAAUUCAAAGUGCCUCCCCAGACCAGUGCGAUCAUCACAAAUGAUGGAGUUGGAAUUAAUCCCCAACAAAGUGCAGGUAAUGUCUUCCUCAAGCAUGGCUCUGAACUGCGCUUGAUACCUCGUGAUCGAGUUGGAGCUUCUGACUAUUGUGCCCUGUAGUCCUGUAUCUUUCCCUGAGCUGACAGAAGGGUAAAAGAAUAGCUACUGCACCUGCCUGAUCGAGCUAAUGUAACUAGCUAUGAUGCACUGCAAUAAAUGGAAUACACAUAUUUUUAAAAAAAAUUCUCAAAAUACACACGUUUUAUGAAAUAUUCCCAAUCUACACAUGUUUGGACAAAACCGCGGUGGUUAAACGCGGUGAACAGUAUCACCGUGGUUGUCAGAAGCGAUGAACGCUUCACUACAUCCUAUAAACGCGGUGAACGCUUGUUGGCCAAUCACCGCUUGUAUCCAACGCGGUGAUGGCCUGAUUAUUAUCACGGCUUUCUUUUUGUAGGCAGAAGAUUUGGUAAUUCUAACUAAAGGCCCAUAAAAGUAAUUAUAUGCCCAAAGUAAUUAUCAGUGCUUCUCUAUCCCAAAAAAGUGGUCGUUGGCCACCAGUUCUCUUCUAAUUCUUCUUCUGCCCCCUCUAUUUUCCUUUUACAACUCAUCGAAUCUUUUUCAUUGGAUUCCACCGAUUCCCCAGGCGGCGGCUGCCGCUGCUGUGCCAUUAUCCUCCUCCCGUAAACCUAACAACAAUAUUAAAAAACCCCCUGCCCGGCGACCAUAUCUUCCGGCGGCGGCGACAACCCAAAAUGGUCACCGAGAUCUGACACCAUCCCAGUCGAGCUUGAAUGAUUCCGGUGAUUGAUUCUCGACCUGCUUUUCUCAAGCGGUCGCCAUGGCCACGUCCGGGGCCUCUCCGUCUUCCUCGGACAGACGCUAAUUAAGUAAUCAGGCCAUCCCUUCAUAAAAAAAUUUAAAAAAAAAAUAAUCAGGUCAUCACUGCAUUGGACAGAAGCGGUGAAUGGCCAACAAGCGUUCACCGCUUUUAAAGGCUGCAGUGAAGCGUUCAUCGCUUCCGACGACCGCGGUGAUACUGUUCACCGCGUUUAACGAACGCGGUUUUGUCAAAACAUGUGUAGAUUGGGAAUAUUUCAUAAAACGUGUGUAUUUUGAGAAUUUUUUUUAAAAACAUGUGUAUUUUGGAAUUUUUCCCCAUUUUUUUAUACAAUACAGAUAGGAACGAGGGAUGAAUAAGAGGUUGCCUUGUUUUUCAUUACCAAGAAAUUGCCUUGUUCCUUUUGGAGAAUGCGUUACCUGAUUGUUCUUUUUAAGUAAUCAGCGUGGCUACCUUUUUUUUUGGCCAUACAGAUCAUGUUGAUCCAAUCUGAGGGCUCAUCUUGCAGAAGGGUGUUUUCGGAAGGCACCAUAGGAUCAUUCUUUCACCCGACGUCAUUA
This is a messenger RNA of Linum tenue, 1674 nucleotides long. The record is from the annotation of a GenBank genome assembly. Lineage: Eukaryota; Viridiplantae; Streptophyta; Magnoliopsida; Malpighiales; Linaceae.